UUCCGCCAUUCCUGGGUUCGGACCGGCUCGGCUCCUCGUCGCCGGCCGGCGUGCGUGCGUCGUCGCGGAGGACAGACACACCAGCAGGGGCAAAGUACGGGACUGCCCCUCGCGAGCAACUAUAAAUAGCCGGCCGGCGCCGCCCUCUAGAAGAUUCUCGCCGGCCGCAACCGCAACCGCCAAGAGAGCCGCCCCUCGGAUUCCCCCCGCCCGCCACCCCACCUCAAUCCAACCCACUGCCGUACGUAGCCGUCCCCAACUCACCAUCCACCCCCCACCGGGAGUCGCCAGCUCCCACACCCAUAAAGGGCGCCGCGAUGGCCGCCGCGUAGGCCCCCGCGCGCGGGCGGGCGGGCGGAUGGCCGACGGCAGCGACGGGGAGGGCGCGGGCGAGAGCUGCUGGCCGCCCCCCGCCGCCGCCGCCUCAGCCCACGGCGGCGGCGGCGGCGGGGUGCAGCUGUCCGACGUCCGGCGGGAGAUCUACGACCGCCUGCGCGCCGUCGGCAACCACGAGGCGCUCUCCGACCCCUUCUUCGACCGCGUGCUCGAGGACCACUACGACCGCCUCCCGGCCAGCUACUACAUCGACCUGGACGUGAACAAGGCCGAGGACGUGCUGCUGCACCGCCGGAUCCUCGCCGAGUGCGCCGACCCCGACAACCGCCCCGUCUUCCACGCACGCUUCCUACGGUACCUUCAUGACGACAAACCGUCGGAUGCCGACUCUGCUCCGAAUCAAAACGGUAAUUGUGGGGGCUCUCUGGCUUCCAAUCUGAGCAACAGCAACAGCAACGGCGGGUUAAAAGGAUUUGACGAGCGGCUCAUGGAAGACCUCAGCUUGGGGCGAAGAAAAGGCAUCGACGACUUCGAGGCCAUCUCCGCAAGGAGGGAUACAGAAAUUCCCCUUCUUCAUGAAAUUAUCUUUUCUUCCAAUGACAAGCCAAAGCUCCUUAGUCAGCUAUCUACGCUGCUGUCGGAUCUUGGAUUGAACAUUCGUGAAGCUCAUGUGUUCUCCACAACGGAUGGAUUGUGUUUGGAUGUGUUUGUUGUUGAUGGCUGGGAAACAGAGGAGACAGAUGGUUUGCUGCAGCAGCUUAAGGAGACAGCAAAACGUAAUCCCUCAUUAUCGAAUCUAACAAGUUCAGCCUCGGAGAGAAUAUCAGAGCUGCAAGAAAAGAUUGGAGAAUCUGAAUUUGACAGGGAUCUGUUGCAGAUUGUAGAAAAGAUUGCGUCCGGAUCUUCUGGAGACUUAUAUCGAGGAACUUACCUUGAUGUGGAUGUUGCAAUAAAAUUCCUUAGAACUGAACAUGUUAACGAUAAUUCAAAAGUGGAGUUUUUGCAAGAAAUAAUGAUUUUAAGGAGCGUUAAUCAUGAAAAUGUCGUUCGCUUUUACGGGGCUUGCACAAAACAGCGAAAGUAUCUCAUUGUAACGGAGUACAUGGCUGGAGGCAAUCUGUAUGACUUCCUUCACAAGCAUAACAAUACCUUGGAGCUUUCCUUGAUUCUUAAGAUUGCUAUUGGCAUCUCGAAAGGGAUGGAUUAUUUGCACCAGAAUAACAUCAUCCAUAGAGACUUGAAGUCUGCCAAUUUAUUAAUUGGUGAUGGUCAAGUCGUGAAGAUUGCAGAUUUUGGUGUCUCUCGUCAACGAUCGCAACAGGGAGAUAUGACUGCUGAAACUGGCACCUACAGAUGGAUGGCACCUGAGGUGAUAAACCAUAAGCCUUAUGAUCACAAGGCAGAUGUCUUCAGCUUUGCUAUUGUUCUAUGGGAGUUGGUCACUUCAAAGGUCCCGUAUGAGAACCUGACACCAUUGCAAGCGGCACUGUCAGUGAGGCAGGGACUUCGCUUGGUGAUUCCCUCGGGCGUGCAUCCGAGAAUAUCUAAAUUGAUUCAACGGUGCUGGGGCGAAAACCCCCAUACACGACCUGUUUUCUCUGAGAUCACCGCGGAACUUGAAGAUAUCUUGCAGCCUAUUCAGGCCGCCUCCAGCUCCAAAGGAGGCCAUCGACAUACCAAACAAAAGAUACAGAUGAAAUCACAGCGAUAGAAAGAAGGCGCCUGCUCAUGAAGCCGGACCCACUUUUUCACAUUGUCGCCCACUAAAAAGCGCGACAUGCACACACCGUCUCCUGUAUAUAUGUCAUGUACAUAAAUUUUGUGCUCGGUUGUUUUGAUUCCCCCCUAAAGUACUCACAGGACGAACUGGGUUAAGUUAGCACACCCGUGCUACAUAACCUGAGUGAUAUAGUUUUAUGUUUGAUGUGGUUAUUUGUUUUGCGAGUGGCUUAUAGUUCGGUGUGUUUGAAUUUUGGUUCAUGUACGAUUAUGAGUUCGUCUUGUAAGGAACAUGAGAUGAAAAUGCCACUAUCACAUGUUCCAUUUUGGUUAUUAUUUAAUAUAUUUUCUUGUCUGGAACACGAUAAAUUAACAAGCUUUUGCAGCUUCGUUUGGAAUCAUAUUUUUGCAGGAAACAAUAAUAAUUCGGUGGCCACAGGAAUCGAGGGAAAAAAUGAUCCUGUAUGUGGUUGGGCUUGGCCCAGUAAUUAUCACCACGUGACCAUCUCGGCUCUCGGGUAAUGGAUCUCUUGGCCCAGUUGACAUAUUUACUAUUUCCAUUCCAAGAGAAAAAAAGGUAGAUCUCAAAAAAGAAAAAAGAGGAAAAAAAAUAUUGCUAGUAUGCUCCUAUUCCGGUGUUUUCUAGAUGUCAGGGAGGGGCACAGAGGAGCAUGGUGUUCUGUGUCGGUUUGUUUAUUGUCCUUCAGCAUCCUUUCCCCUUUCUAGAAAAUAUCUAAUAUCCUAUAUUUUUGCAGGAAACAAUAACAACUCUCAGCGGCGGCAGAAAUUGAAAGAAAAAAAAAACCGUAUGGGAUUGGGCUAGGCUCAUUUGUAUGAACAUACUUCAUCUCGGGUAAGGUUCUCUUGGCCCAAUUGGCGUAUUUUUUAUUUCCAUUCCAAGAGAAAAGGAUAGAUCUAAAAAUAAUAAUGUAAAAAUGGUCUCGCUGGCAUGCUCCUAUUCCAGUGCUUUCUAGAUGCAGGGCGGAGCGCGGAGGGGCACGGUCGGUUGUCGGUUUGCCCAUUAUCCUUUAGGGUCCUAUCCCCUUUCUAGAAAAUAUCAAAUGCCCUAUAUUAGCUCGACCACUCUUUUAUUGUCGCAACAUGCAUAUAUAUACACACGACUAAAUCCCUGAACCUCGUGCAGAAACUAUGUGCUAUAACUUGGUAACCAACGCCAUUGUUUUCCUUCAUUUUUGUUUACUCAUCGACAUCUUCACAGCAAGUUUAUGAAGAAAUGCUUAUUUCUGUGUACUAUCUCAGCUUGAACCUCCGUCAGAGCUCAGAAGACAGGUUCUAUGCAACUGAGAGGUAUUGUGCCUAUGCAAUUUGCUUAUUAGAAUUCCUUGUCUUGGCAGGUGAUAAACCAUAAGCCUUGCGAUCAUAAGGUAACUUUAUGAAGGUCCUGCGCGAAAAUCUAACACCAUUGUAAGUUGCACUGUCAGGAAGACACAGGGACUUUGCUUAGUCAUCCCCUCGAGCGUGCAUCCGACAUUGUCUAAAUUGAUUCAACGGCGUUGGGGCGAAAACCUACAUAUGCGCCCGUUUUCUCCAAGAUCACCGCAUAACUGGAAGAUAUAUUGCGGCCUAUUCAGGCCCCUCCAGCUCCAAAGGAGUCCAUGGACAUUCCAAACCAAAGAUAAUUAAAUCACGUCGGCACAACACCCUCUAUUGAUCUUCCAUUUUGAGCCAAUAAAAUUCACCCUUUGUCGAAAAAGAACACCCUCUAUUUUCACAUUGUCGCGUUGAAUAAUCGUGUGUGUGUGUGUGUGUGUGUGUGUGUGUGUUUGUCGACUGUCCCCUGUAUGUUUGUCAUGUAUAUUGAAUUUUGUGCUCGGUCUCCUAAAAUACAUGCCGGGAGAACUGGGUUAGGUUGUCGCACGCUCGUGCAACAUAACCUAGGUGAUAUAGUUUUAUGUGUUGCACGGUUUUUUGUUUUGCAAGUGGCUGGUAGUUAUGUACCCUUUGCAUUGAGGUUCAUGUACAAUGAUCAGUUGGUCUUGUAAGAAAGAACAGAUGAAAAUGCCAUCACAGUUUCCAUUU
Triticum aestivum (bread wheat) is the source of this 4095-nucleotide messenger RNA. RefSeq names its product serine/threonine-protein kinase STY8. The record is from RefSeq and is a predicted model, not a curated record. The transcript is spliced from 19 exons. NCBI's taxonomy places the organism in Eukaryota, Viridiplantae, Streptophyta, Magnoliopsida, Poales, Poaceae. The coding region runs from base 359 to 2047 and encodes 562 amino acids. Gene Ontology annotation, molecular function: ATP binding; protein serine/threonine kinase activity. Gene Ontology annotation, biological process: protein phosphorylation.